AUGGCUUCAUCAGGGACCUCAACCUCCCAGCCGCGCCAGCGUCUGCGCCAGCUGCUCCCUGACCUCAAGCUCGGCAACUGGCCCGCUGGUCCACUCAAUGGCAUCACCGACGUGCCAGGUGUGCUCACUCACACCACCACUCUUCGUCCCUCGUCCAACCCUGGCAUCAAGACCGGCUCGACCGUGAUUCUCCCCCACAAGGACUGGUUCAACCAUGCCGUCUACGCCGGCAUCUUCCGCUUUAACGGCAGCGGUGAGAUGACCGGGUCCCACUGGAUCGAAGAGACGGGCCUGUUGCACUCACCCAUCGUACUGACCAAUUCCUUCUCCGUUGGAGAGGCCUACCGCGGCAUCUAUGAUCAUGCAAUCAAGCACCACAACAACGAAGGCUCUGUGGGGUAUUUCCUACUUCCCGUCGUUGCUGAGACGUUUGACGGCUAUCUGAACGACAUGACCAAAUUCGCUGUCAAGCCCGAACACAUUGUAACAGGUCUCGACGAAGCUUCUGCCGACCUGACCCCUGAGGGAUGCACCGGCGGCGGCACGGGAAUGGUAUGCCAAGGAUUCAAGGGCGGCACGGGGACAAGCAGCCGUGUCGUGAGUGGCCUUGGGCUUCCUGACGCGGAUGGAAAUGCCCCAGAGAAGGACUAUACUAUUGGUGUGUUAGUCCAGGCGAACUAUGGGCGUAUCAGGGACUUCCGUGUGACCGGUGUGCCUGUUGGGAGGCUCGUUAUGGAGCAUCUUGAGAAGGAAGGCAAGGAGCCUACGAUGAUCCACAUAGCCAAGGCUGAGGAGGCCAAAGACAAGAAAGACGGGAGCAUCAUCAUCAUCCUGGCUACGAGCGCGCCACUGCACCCAACACAAUUGGAGCGGCUCGCAAAACGGGCCACCGUGGGCCUGGCACGCGUCGGCGGUUACGGUCACAACCCCUCGGGAGACCUGUUCCUGGCGUUCUCGACGGCCAACAAGAUCCCCGUACAGCAGUACACGGCCGAUAACAAGGCGAUUGAUCCGUUCAAGCCAAGGACCCUCGGAAUUGAGGUGGUAGAUGACGCCACCAUUAACGGCUUGUUUGAGGCUGCGGCGGAUGCCACUGAGGAGGCUAUCUACAAUGCCAUCUGCAUGGCGGAGACAACAGUUGGGCACAAGGGGAAUACGGUUGAAGCGAUCGACCAGGAGCUGUUGAAGAGUAUUAUGGAGAAGUAUCAGUAA
Messenger RNA from Diaporthe amygdali, 1212 nucleotides. Its product is annotated as peptidase family S58. Gene Ontology annotation, molecular function: aminopeptidase activity. The transcript has a single exon. Bases 1 to 1212 code for a protein of 403 amino acids. Lineage: Eukaryota; Fungi; Ascomycota; Sordariomycetes; Diaporthales; Diaporthaceae. The record is from RefSeq and is a predicted model, not a curated record.